Molecule: messenger RNA, 604 nt
Organism: Porites evermanni
Lineage: Eukaryota; Metazoa; Cnidaria; Anthozoa; Scleractinia; Poritidae
Source: the annotation of a GenBank genome assembly
AUGACUGAAAUAAAGGCACAGCAUUACGAAGAAAUGCUGAAUGAUUUACGUGAAAAAGUGAUGUUAAAAAUGAUGGAGGAAGAAGGUUUUGAGCUUGACGAUAUCACUUUAGAGUUCGUGGAAGACCGUAUGGCCAAACAACAAGACAAACCACAGCAAACAAGUGGAUCAAAGAAGAUUUUUGCAGGGGGACUUGUGUGUGCAGAUAUUGAGUGUAUCCUCGACAGCGCUAGUACAUUCAUCCCAAUUCUGAUCUCUUAUUCACGUGGGUAUAGCAAGACGAUUUUUCAUCAUUGGGGAACCAAUUGUGUGGAUCUCUUCAUUCAAACGUUGUUGCAAUGGGUUGAAGAGGAGAAGGCAAAAGAGGGGGGUGGUCAGGAAUUUCAUAUUUUCUUCCAUAACCUAAAGGGGUUUGACGGGGUGUUUAUCAUGAACUCAUUGUACAAGUUGAACUUGAAAGUGACAGACAUCAUGGGCACAGGAACAAAGAAGAAGAACAAAGAUGCUGCAUUUUAAGCACAAGUCGGUUACUUUUAAGGAUUUCCUAGCUGUCAUUUCUGAACAUACCCCUGGCGAAUUUCACCAAGACGUUUGGACUGGUUGA